Molecule: messenger RNA, 492 nt
Organism: Porites evermanni
Lineage: Eukaryota; Metazoa; Cnidaria; Anthozoa; Scleractinia; Poritidae
Source: the annotation of a GenBank genome assembly
AUGCAGGCAGGCCAUUCUUACUUCUCCCGCGAUGCUCCAGAAAUCGCUAUUCACAGCCUUUUCGACAAAUACGACCUGGAAAAAAAUGGCAAACUCGAUAAAGCGGAGCUGAAGCAAUUAUUAGAAGGUGAUUUGGGUUUAAGCCCUGAACAAUCUUGUAUCUACAUGUUGAUCUUAGACCACGCUGGCGAACACAACGUAACUUACGAAGAAUUCUUCAACUGGCUGCGAAGUGGCGAACGCUUUGAAAACAUCAACGACAAGUCGAAGUUCGGAAAAUUGUGCAAAGCAGUGGAAAUAUUUAAAACUUAUGACAAGGACGACACAGAUACACUGGACAGAAAACAGUUUGAAAGUCUCGUAAAAUCUCUUGGAUACCGAAAGGUGAAUUCAAAGAAACUCUUCAAGGAAUUAGACGUGGAUCACAAUGGGAAACUUUCCUUUUAUGAAUUUAUGAAAUGGCUUAAUUGGGUUCCAAUUGAAGACUUCUAG